This is a messenger RNA of Spirometra erinaceieuropaei, 551 nucleotides long. The record is from the annotation of a GenBank genome assembly. NCBI's taxonomy places the organism in Eukaryota, Metazoa, Platyhelminthes, Cestoda, Diphyllobothriidea, Diphyllobothriidae.
AUGGCGCGAGUCACAGACAAUGGAGCUGUCUCAGGGGCAUUCGCAGUGACCAGCGGAGUGAAGCAGGGCCGCGUCUUCGUGCCUACGCUCUUCAGUCUCAUGUUCUCCGCCCUGCUGAUGGACGCCUACCGUGACGAACGCUCUGGGAUCCGCAUCGCCUACAGGACGGACGACCACCUCCUCAACCACCAACACAUACACUUCCAGUCACGUGUUUCCACAACUACCGUCCACGAACUUCGCUUUGUCGAAGAAUGCGCCGUCAACGCCACCUCGAUGGGGACCUGCAAAGGUGCAUGAAGCUCUUCGCUUCCCGCGACAACUUCGGCCUUAUCACCAACACAGGGAAAACGGUGGUUUUGCAUCAACCGCCAACCGACGUCGCCCACGUCUCACACCAAAUCAUCGUGAACGGUGCCCAACUGAAAGUGGUGGAGAACUUCACCUGCCUGGGCAGCAGCAUCUCCCACGCCACCAAGACAGACGGUGAAAUCGUCCGCCAGAUCUCCAAAGCCAGCCAAACCUUCGACCGUCUGCAAAGCACAGUGUGA